Mangifera indica (mango) is the source of this 1859-nucleotide messenger RNA. Its product is annotated as heat shock factor protein HSF30-like. Gene Ontology annotation, molecular function: RNA polymerase II cis-regulatory region sequence-specific DNA binding; DNA-binding transcription factor activity. Gene Ontology annotation, cellular component: nucleus. Gene Ontology annotation, biological process: regulation of transcription by RNA polymerase II. The record is from RefSeq and is a predicted model, not a curated record. Lineage: Eukaryota; Viridiplantae; Streptophyta; Magnoliopsida; Sapindales; Anacardiaceae. Bases 84 to 1244 code for a protein of 386 amino acids. The transcript has 3 exons.
UGUUUCAGAUAAAAGAUUAAUCGACCCCAACAAAUUUUAACAAGAAAGUCUUCGUCUUUUCGCUUUGAUCGGUUAAGCUAGCUAUGGAGGAAGUGAAGGUGAAGGAAGAGGGGAAGGAGUCGGUGACGUAUGUAGCAGCUCCAUCAGCUGCUGCAUCUUCUUCUUCUUCAUCUUCAGGCUUUUCACCACAGCCGAUGGAGGGGUUACACGACGCGGGACCGCCGCCAUUUCUGUUGAAAACCUUUGAAAUAGUGGAGGACCCAUCAACUGACUCCAUUGUUUCGUGGAGUAGAGCUCGUAACAGCUUCAUUGUUUGGGACUCUAAUCAGUUUUCUACUAAUCUGCUUCCCAAGUACUUCAAGCACAAUAAUUUUUCUAGCUUCAUUCGCCAGCUCAACACAUAUGGUUUUAGAAAGAUCGACCCCGAUAGAUGGGAAUUCGCCAAUGAAGGAUUUUUGGGAGGACAGAAGCAUCUAUUGAAGACAAUUAAAAGAAGACGACAUGUUUCACAGAAUAUACAGCAACAAGGAGGAGGAGCUUGUGUUGAAUUGGGACAAUACGGGUUGGAUGGUGAGCUUGAAAGACUAAAGAGAGAUAGGAGUUUGUUAAUCUCUGAAAUUGUGAAACUAAGGCAACAGCAACAGCAAUCGAGAGACCAGAUUACGUCAAUGGAGAAAAGGAUAGAAAUUACUGAAAGGAAACAACAACAGAUGAUGACAUUCCUUGCCAAAAUAUUCAACAAUCCAGAAUUUGUCAAGCAAUUUGCUCUCAGAAAUGCACACAGACGGGAAUUUCAAGGUGUUGAAAUUGGGAGGAAGCGGAGGCUAACUGCCAGCCCAAGCUUGGAGAACUUACCAGCAGAAGCAAUCACUAUGACACCUACAGGAGUGGAGAGUGGUCAGACUUUGGAUUAUGAAAUCCAAGAUCAAGAUGAGUUGGUAGAUGUGGCGACUGAUAUAGAAACAUUCAUCUCUUCUGCCCUGGACAAUGAAUCCAGCCGUGAUUUAAAUUAUGAGAUUCCCAGUUCAAUACCCGCAAGUAGUGGCAAUAUGGGUGAUGAGCAUGAGACAAUUUGGCAGGAUUUGUUUACUGAUGAUCUGCUUGCUGGCAAUCCGGAAGAUGUGGUGGGUGAUCAAUCAGAAGCUGAUGUGCAAGUAGAGGAUUUGGUUGCAAAUCCUGACGAUUGGGGGGAGGACUUGCAAGACCUUGUGGAUCAGAUGGGUUUUCUCAGGUCAAAACCAUGACCAAAUACCUUGCUGUUAGAGAAUCGGCUGUGGUAUUCUUCUGGGCUGUGUUGGCCUUUGCAACCCCAUUCUUGCUUUUUCCUUGUGAAGUGGUGAAAGUUGCAAGAGGCCAACAUAUGACCUAUAUUUCUGUAUCCUUAGAACAAUAAUCUGACGAGUUUUUCAUUUUCACUAAUACAUAUUCUCUAGUGUUGCCUUUUUGCUCCAAUUUGAUAUUCUGUAUUCUCUUUGUUGCGUUUUGCAGGCACAGAUUCAAGGUCGCGGAAGAAGAUUUGUAAUGGGGCGCUUCAACUAUUGAUUUUUUCAACCAGUCGUUCCAGUUUCAAGUGCCUGAUGUAAUUUUGUGCUUCGAGCUUUAGUUAGUACUAUUGCAUUACAUUUGUUGAUUUUUAUACGUGUGAGCAACCAGAUAUUUGUAUGUAACAGUUUGCUUGUAUGGAUGUAUCCUCUACCUCUACCACUUGUAGCUCAUCAAAGAUUUCCUUUGUGUUCAAACAUUUACCAAGCUAGUGCUCAGCUUGCUGGUAAUUCAUUGAUGUGUAGGACAUUAUGCAUCAAUCUUUUUGUACCCAUUUAAUACUUAUUAAUAGUGGCGAUGCCUGUAUAUUAUUUAUA